GCUGCGCCUCCCACACCUCACUCUUCUGUUCUGUCAGCUGAAGAGAGAGACAAAGGGGGUUUUGGCUUUGCGGCUGAGGCAGCUCCUAUUCCUUGGUAGCCGCAACCUAAUCUCAAUCGCAAUCAAUCAUCUCUCGUCGUCGGUGUAUUGCGCCGACGUCGUUUUAGCCUCUCUUCUCUCCUAGAAUACAUACAUUUAUUCUGAACCAUUAUGGGCAAUGGUCCAGCACCAUUUUCUGACAUUGGCAAAAGGGCAAAAGAUCUUUUGUACAAGGAUUACAACUUUGAUCAGAAGUUUAGCUUGUCAAUUCCUAGCACCACUGGAUUGGGCCUUGUAGCUACCGGAUUGAAGAAGGAUCAAAUUUUUGUUGGUGACAUAAACACCCUUUACAAGAGUGGAAAUACUAUAGUGGAUGUGAAAGUUGAUACAUACUCUAAUGUAACUACAAAAAUCACGGUGAAUGAUAUCUUGCAUGGUACUAAAGCUGCUUUGAGCUUCAAUAUACCUGAUCACAAGUCUGGGAAGCUGUAUGUGCAUUAUGUUCAUCCUCAUGCUGCCAUUGAUUCUAGUAUUGGCUUGAAUCCAUCCCCUCAAUUGGAGGUUUCUGCUGCAAUUGGCAGCAAGGAUCUUUGUUUGGGUGCUGAAGUCGGAUUUAACACCACUUCUGCUUCAUUUACAAAAUACAAUGCUGGAAUUGCUUUCAAUAGACCAGAUUUUUCUGCAGCUCUUAUGUUGGCUGACAAAGGACAGAACUUGAAGGCAUCCUAUAUUCAUUAUGUGGAUCGCCCAGAUGGAUUAACAGUAGCUGCUGAAAUUACUCAUAGGUUUUCUAGCUUUGAAAACAGAUUUACUAUUGGAAGUUCACAGUCAAUAGAUCCAGUUACAGUCUUAAAAACUAGAUUCAGUGACGAUGGAAAAGCUGCUCUCCAAGUCCAGCGAGCAUGGAAGCCGAAUUCACUAAUAACCCUAUCUGCUGAAUAUGACUCCACAAAAAUCUUUGGUUCAUCUACAAGGCUUGGUCUUGGUCUUGCUCUCAAGCCAUAAAUCUCUUUUGUCUGACGAUCUAUUCUUCUUUGGUGAUUUUAUCCUUCCAUCUCAUCGGUUUUAUAUUGUUUCCAAAACUCAUGUUGGGUGUUUAAACCCUAUCAUAUCGUCAUCAUAAGUCAAAUCAAAGGAUAAAUUGUAUUUGUUAAAUCCUCUACAGCGGACAAGGGGAAAGAGGACCCAAUUUUGAAACAUACACAUAAUGCCUAGAGACUUGAGUUUUUUUAGUA
Molecule: messenger RNA, 1274 nt
Organism: Arachis duranensis
Lineage: Eukaryota; Viridiplantae; Streptophyta; Magnoliopsida; Fabales; Fabaceae
Product: mitochondrial outer membrane protein porin 4
Exons: 7
Coding region: 211-1044 (277 amino acids)
Biological process (GO): monoatomic anion transmembrane transport
Cellular component (GO): mitochondrial outer membrane
Molecular function (GO): voltage-gated monoatomic anion channel activity
Source: RefSeq, a predicted model, not a curated record